AUGUAUGUGAUGGGAGCCCUGGGGCCGGCAGUGGGAUAUCUGUUAGGAGGAGUUCUGAUUGGUUUCUACGUCGACCCCACAACUGUCAUCCAUAUUGACCAGAGUGACCCGCGCUUUGUUGGCAACUGGUGGAGUGGGUUCUUGCUGUGUUCUAUAGCCAUGCUCCUGGUCAUCUUCCCCAUGUUUGCUUUCCCUAAGAAGCUGCCUCCUCGCCACAAGAAGAAGAAGAAGAAGAAAAAGAUGACCUCAUCAGCAGAUGACAUGUCCAGCGAUGAUGAUUUUAUGAUGGAGAAGGAAAAGGGACAGAACGUCCAGACCGGCAUGGGCUUCGGGAAGGACAUCAAAGACCUCCCCAAGGCAGCGAUAAGGAUCCUGUCCAACAUGACGUUCCUGUUUGUCAGUCUGUCCUACACAGCAGAAUGUGCCAUCGUUACAGCCUUCAUCACAUUCAUACCCAAGUUCAUAGAGUCCCAGUUUGGCAUCCCUGCAUCUAACGCCAGCAUAUACACAGGUAUAAUCAUCGUCCCCAGUGCUGGGGUGGGUAUCGUCCUAGGGGGCUACAUCAUUAAGAAGCUGAAGUUGGGAGCCAGAGAGUCAGCCAAGCUGGCUAUGAUCUGUAGUGGGGUGUCUCUGCUCUGUUUCUCUACGCUCUUCAUCGUGGGCUGUGAGAGCAUCAACCUGGGAGGUAUCAACAUACCAUACACGACUGGGCCCACCCUGACUAUGACCCACCAUAACCUGACUGGAGGCUGUAAUGUGAACUGUGGCUGUAAGAUCCAUGAGUACGCCCCGGUGUGUGGCUCUGACGGCAUCACCUACUUUAACCCCUGCUUGGCUGGGUGCAGCACGGUGAGCAACGGCAGCACUGGGAUCAGGAACUACACCGAGUGUGCGUGUGUCCAGAGCCGACAGGUCAUCACCCCUCCCUCUGGUGGUCAAGGCAACCAACUGCAGCUGGUCAUCGUUAAGACCUACCUGAACGAGAACGGCUUCGCGGUGUCGGGGAAGUGUGACCGCACCUGUAACACCCUCAUCCCCUUCCUCAUCUUCCUCUUCAUCGUCACACUCAUCACCGCCUGCGCUCAGCCCUCCGCAAUCAUAGUCACGCUCAGGUCUGUGGAUGAACAGGAGAGACCCUUCGCUCUGGGUAUGCAGUUUGUCCUGCUAAGAACUCUGGCCUAUAUCCCUACUCCCAUCUAUUUCGGGGCGGUGAUCGACACCACCUGUAUGCUGUGGCAGCAGGACUGUGGCGUCCACGGCUCCUGCUGGGAGUACGACGUCACUUCCUUCCGCUUCGUCUACUUCGGCCUGGCCGCCAGCCUCAAGUUCAUUGGCUUUGUCUUCAUCUUCCUCACCUGGUACUCCAUCAAGUACAAGGAGGAGCAGGCGGAGCGCUGGCACCAUCGACUACCCCCGUUGGGCACUGUCUCUGACCUCAUCUGCCACGUGGGGGGCCAGAAGAGCCACGCCCGAACCCGCUCCUGCCCGGUGUUCAUCCCGCCUUGCGACCACCCUCCCGUGGCACUCCUUCUCAACCGGGGUCACAGCAGCCUCAGUUGCCCCGGCAACACUCUUAAACCAAUAAACCCACCCCCUCCCUCUCUGCUGAUGCCGUACACAGAGGCUCCGCCCACAUCUGAGAGCAGGAAGUAAACAGGCCACACCUGUUCCUCUUUAGGCGACGCCUCUAUCUGUUCCUCCCCAGGGGUUGUGAUACAUGCCUUCCUGUUCCUGUCUCCACCUCGUUUCUAAAAUAUACACCAAUCAGGCGGUGGGGGCGGUGACUUCCAUGGCUCUGAUUGACAGGCAGAGAGACCAAUAGACUGACAGUGACAGACAGAGGCCGUUUGCGGUAUUAAAGGGCUGGCCACAGUUAUAUGGGCGUGUCACAAGGGAACAGCUCGACUCCCUAUUGGCCUACAGAGCUGUCUGUCUCUGGUGUGCAUAUCAUUAGCUGCAGAGUGGCGGCUGGUGGGAGGAGCUAUAGGACAGGUUCAUUGUAAUGGCUGAAAUGGAAUACAUGGAAUGGAGUCAAACAUGUG
Molecule: messenger RNA, 2042 nt
Organism: Coregonus clupeaformis (lake whitefish)
Lineage: Eukaryota; Metazoa; Chordata; Actinopteri; Salmoniformes; Salmonidae
Gene: slco5a1a
Product: solute carrier organic anion transporter family member 5A1a
Exons: 8
Coding region: 1-1653 (550 amino acids)
Biological process (GO): transmembrane transport; sodium-independent organic anion transport
Cellular component (GO): membrane
Molecular function (GO): protein binding
Source: RefSeq, a predicted model, not a curated record